AUGCUCAAAUAUCAUAAUUCUAUUUCAGUAGAACAGCUCCCAGCCGAAGUCCUUCAACAAAUUUUCAUUUUAUCUAGUAACCAUCACUUCCCUCUGGUCUCUCGGACUUUCUACAAUGCUGCUAACUGUCAGACCAGCAUCAAGACAGCCUGGCUACUUCACAAAUAUGAGUACCGUCAUGUGCUGGCCUUUCAUCGGGGACUACGCCGACGAUUCUUCAACAAAGACAUUCUUUUCCAAUUGGACGCUAGCUAUCAGUCGGAACUAAAAGCGACUGGCGAACUGCCUAAACCAUUACCAUUCCUUAAACGGCCUAUUCCGCAACAUCUUUUCCGAGCUCCGGAUCAAAAGUAUUAUGAACUCGUAAAGAUUCUACUUAAGCGGGGCGGAUCUCCUAUCGCUCACAACAACUAUCCGAUUAUAAAGUCGGCUCAAUUGGGUUGUCUGGACAUGGUUGAGCUAUUACUCCAAUACGAUGCUAAACCUGAUGUUAAAGGCAAUCUUGCUCUAACAUUUGCGGUUAUAGGGAAAAACAUUAAGAUUGUAAAGAGAUUGAUUGACGCUGGCGCUCCAGUGGAUGAUAAUUGUAUGAAAAUAGCAGAGAAGAAUAACCAUCCGGAGAUGAUUAGUCUAUUGAAAUUUUAUAGAAGAAAAUUGUAA
Paraglomus brasilianum is the source of this 660-nucleotide messenger RNA. The record is from the annotation of a GenBank genome assembly. Lineage: Eukaryota; Fungi; Glomeromycota; Glomeromycetes; Paraglomerales; Paraglomeraceae.